AGCCACACUUCUUGGAUAGCUCUAAAACAGAACAAAAUGACUGAUGGGUUCUGCAGGGAGCAGUGUUUGCUUGAGAGCCUCUCCGCCGUGAGCUUCUCACUGUCUGAUCCCAGAAGGGCUGACUAGCAGAGAUGGUGUGACUGGUUUGAAUGGAGAGUAAAUAGUGGUUUUGAUAGGAGGUGAAUGUAAUCCCUGGCCUUCUUGGAGGUCAUGUACAGUAAUGAGCAGCGUGGAGUGAGCAGAAGUCACAGCAGUGGUGUUAGAUGGGGUGACACAUGCACAUGGGAUGGGGGGGAAGUGCAGGGGCAGAGCCCACAUGGAGGGCUGCUGCAGCUCUGGAGAUGAAUUGAGUCGGUCAUUUGCCAAGGAAUAACUUCAGAAAUACAAACCCUGCUUUCAUUUGCAGGAGUCUACAUGUAUGCUUUCUUACCUCCUUAAAUCAAGUCCAGAUAGCUAGCAGUUUUGCCUUGCUUUGUUAUAUUGUUAUGCACAGGGAUGGAGCAUUUUUUCCUUCUGAAUAUGCUGUUAACUUGUUUGGUGGGAUGGUAUUCAUUACUGUACAGGAAAUUCUGAAAUCCUUACAAAAGGCAGUAAGAUGUGGUAAUCAGAACCAGGCAGCAUGAAUUGCAGAAGCAGUAAUACUUGGUAGUAUAAAUAAGUACAGUGACUGUUGGGACUGGAAUGGUGAUUAUUUUUUUUCCAAGUUAGCUAGUAUUGAAAGCUGUAUUUUAACAUGCAAGGAGUUGUACUCCACCAUGCCAUAUAGUUUGUGACAAAGAAUUCCUAAGAAAAUUGGAAUCAGUGAGCUUAGUGAAACUUAGGUGUUUUUUAAUUGUGCGGGGAGGGGGAUAAGAUAUGUUGAUGUCGUAACAGGAGGGAAGGAGAAAUGCUUCAAGACAUUGUAGGGAGUUCUCAAAUACGUUGAUCUGCUGUCAGAUUUAAAGUCAGGUGAAACUAACCCAAAAGGAAAACGGCCACUGACUAGAAGUGGUAUUGUCACAUUGGCAUUUUAACUUUUUAUUUUUCCUUUAAAACAAGCUUUCCAUUUUAGGUUUCAAGCGAUGGCUGAUGAAGAUACAGGAAAGUAAACUAGGACCUGGGGUGUGUUUUGAUGUUUUGCUGCUGGUGAAUCUAAUUCUAAGAGCUAAUUAAAGCCGGGGCAAACAAGCCAUACUUGCAUUUAUAUUUAGAUGCUUUCCAGAUAAAGAAAUUUCCCUUUAUCUGAAUGCUUAAUAUUUCCUCUGGAACAGAUACCCACAAGUAGCAUGAUUAAAUAAGUUACGAGAUAAUGUUUUAUUUCUGUUCUGCUGAACGUUGUGUGUUCUGUUGUCUGCACUGUGAUCGUCUGCUGCAUGUGUUAACGCGGCUUCUGAGAAGGUUUUGUUUUGCAUGACUGCAGGAAAUUAGAACAGACAGAUUCAAUCGCUGGUGUUUAACACACAAUGCAGGUAUCAAAGCCUGUGACAGUUUCUUGCUUUGUGACAGCAGAAGACAAUGGAAAAUGUUAAAAUAUACAUGAGGAAAGCUUGCUAGUGCUUGAAACAGAUAGAAAGCCGGCAUCUGCAGGGGAACAGUCUGACUUCCAGGUGUGUUUUGCUGUUUUUCAGAAAUUAAAUAUAAAAUACAGAGGGUUAAGGAGGCAGACGCUGUAGAGACAUCUUGGAGGCUUCAGGUCACAAACGCUGACGGCCUCCUUGUGUUUCAGUCAGCGCCACAUUACGUGCUUUUAGCUUGUUCUGUCAGCACCGUUUGGGCAGUUCAAACACCUGCACAGGAAAGUGUUAUGAGAACUCCAUGGCAUUUUGCUUUCCUCCAUUGAGAACGAUGGAAUUGCUUUACUCCUGCUGAGGGCUGGAAGUGGGCAGAGCUGCUGGCUGCUCCUGCAUCUGCCCGGGGCUGUGGGAGCACAAAGGGGGCAGUGAGAGGUGAACGAGGUACGAAAGCGUGUUUAACACAAUAAAAAAAUAUCAUUUACAAAUUGUAAGGGAAGAACUGGACUUUAUUUAGUAAUGUCUUCUUUUGUGUCCAAGUGACUGGGGCCAUGCCGUGGCCAUAGGCAGCAGCAAAGCUACAACGCAGUGCUGAGAGGAUGCACAGUAAGUAUGUAACUGAGCAGGAGUCUCUCAUCCUCCUGCCUCGAUGCGUUCUCCCAAGCUGGAUGUGCAGAGGGGAAGAGCAGGGGCUGCUCUUUGCACUGCCGGUAGCAGAGCAGUCCCUCUCCCCGGGGCUCCCUAGAUAGAGCAGUGUGCACCGCACGCACCCAGGCGGCAACGGAACCCGCAGCCCCCACAGCGCGCACUGCUGAGGAGCAGCCCGCCACCGCGCCUUAAAUACCCCCCCGCGCGCCUCAAUGCCGUCACGUGACGGAGGAGGCUAGCCCCGGUGGCUUCCCAUUGGCCAACGCAGAAGCGGACAGCGAUUGGCUGGUUUCACCUCCCCCUCCCGCCCUUCCCACGUGAGGGGGGCGAGUCACGCGAUUUCCGGGAACCCGUCAGGAAGGGACAUAAACAAAACAAACCCCAAAGCCGCAUGGAGGGUCCGGGCCGGAGCGCGCGGGGCGGCGCCCCCUGCUGAGCCCCGACCGCUCGAAAACUACAAAUAGAAGAGCUCCAUAAGAGUGAACUGAAGUUCCCAUAAGGAAAAAUUUCAUUACAUGGAUUGUGUAAACUCACCAAGACUGAGGUAAAGCUGGAAAGAAAUCUACAAGUGAAUAAAACAAGAAGUUUGGAAUUGGAUUUGGGGAAUCUGGGCUUGGAAAUGCCUCAGCCCAGUGUGAGUGGAAUGGACCCUCCUUUUGGAGAUGCCUUUCGGAGCCAUGUGUUUUCAGAACAGACUUUGAUGAGCACAGAUCUCUUGGCAAGCAGUUCAGAUCCAGACUUCAUGUAUGAACUGGACAGAGAAAUGGACUACCAGCAAAGCUCCAGAGACAACUUACUUUCAAUGGAGGACUGCAAAGACCUUGAGAACUUAGAGUCUUUUACAGACAUCCUGGACAAAGAAGCUGCUUUCACCUCAAAGUGGGAGCAGUGGGACACGUACUGUGAAGACUUAACUAAAUACACUAAACUAACCAGCUGUGACAUUUGGGGAACAAAAGAGGUGGAUUACUUGGGCCUUGAUGACUUUUCAAGCCCAUACCAAGAUGAAGAGGUGAUAAGCAAAACACCGACUCUGGCUCAGCUUAACAGUGAGGACUCCCAGCCUGUUUCAGAUUCACUCUGUUAUCCUGAUUCACUCUUUAGUGUAAAACAAAACCCUUUAAAUUCUCUGUUACCUGGAAAAAAAAUUGCUAGUAGAGCAGCAGCCCCAGUCUGCUCCUCCAAGAAUGUUCAGGCUGAGGCACCUUUGUCGGACUAUGUUCAAAAGGCAAGCAAACCCGCGACACAGCCUGCUUCCAGUACACAAAUCAUGGUGAAGACCAAUGUGUACAAUAAUGAAAAGGUGAACAUUCAUGUUGAAUGUAAAGACUAUGUUAAAAAGGCAAAAGUAAAAAUCAAUCCUUUACCACAGAGCAGACCAGUGUUGAGCCAGACACAUGCAGAUGCAGCAAAGGAAAAUACCUGUUACUGUGGUGCUGUAGCAAAGAGACAAGAAAUAAAAGAGUCCCCACAUAGUCACUGUACGCCUCCUGUUUUGCCUUUUAAAGAGACUCAAGAACUGCUCCUCAGAGCACCCCAGGAAACUCCAGGACUUGUUGUGGGGGAGAGCAGCCUUUCUGCCAGCACAUCAGCAUCAGAUUCAUCACAGAAAAAAGAAGAACACAACUAUUCUCUUUUUGUAACAGACAGUGUGGGUGAACAGUCGGCCAAAGGAGACCUUGAAGAAGAUGAGGAGGAUGAGGAAGAUAUUGAAGAUGAGGAUCAUGAUGAAGGAUUUGGUAGCGAGCAUGAGCUAUCUGAAAACGAUGAUGAGGAAGAAGAUUAUGAGGAUGAUAAAGAUGAUGACAUCAGUGAUACUUUCUCAGAACCAGGGUAUGAAAAUGAUUCUGUGGAGGAUUUAAAAGAAAUGACUGCAAUAACCUCUCGAAAAAGAGGCAAGCGAAGAUACUUCUGGGAGUACAGCGAGCAGCUGACGCCAUCCCAGCAGGAGAGGAUGCUGCGGCCAUCGGAGUGGGACCGAGAUACAUUACCAAGUAACAUGUACCAGAAGAACGGUCUGCACCAUGGUAAAUAUGCAGCAAAGAAGUCACGGAGGACUGAUGUAGAAGACCUGACUCCCAAUCCCAAAAAACUUCUACAGAUUGGUAAUGAGCUGCGGAAGCUGAAUAAGGUGAUCAGUGACCUGACGCCAGUCAGCGAACUUCCCUUAACUGCCAGACCAAGGUCAAGAAAAGAAAAGAACAAGCUGGCUUCCAGGGCUUGUAGACUAAAGAAGAAAGCCCAGUAUGAAGCCAAUAAAGUAAAACUCUGGGGUCUCAACACAGAAUAUGAUAAUUUGCUGUUUGUGAUCAACUCCAUUAAACAAGAAAUUGUUAAUCGAGUGCAGAUGCCUAAAGAUGAUAGAGGAGUCAACAUGGAACAAAGGUUGAACAUACUUAUUAAAGAUACUCUCGGACUUCCUGUAGCUGGACAGACAUCAGAAUUUGUGAAUCAAGUGUUAGAGAAGACUGCAGAAGGAGACCCCACAGGUGGCCUUGUAGGAUUACGAAUACCAAUGUCAAAAGUUUAAGACAUGACUUCACCUGUUCUCAUUGCUCACAUUCUUCCUGUGUUGUCAAGUACUUCACUGUAAAUUGCAUUCUGGUCUGCAUGUCAGUUUAGCAUUAUGUAAACACUUACAAUUAGGUUCCAUUAUUUUUAAACAACAACAUAGAAAAAAAAAUCAAAGCAUGGAAUAAAAUGCCUCGUAGCAUUUUUGGAGCAUAAAAUAGAUAGUUCUAAAGCUGCUUUGAGAUUGCGUUCAGAGAUGAGGGCUCUUUUUAAAAUUAAGUUCUAGGACCAGACUUACCACUUUUGUUUUAGAAGCAAAACCAUAUUUUUGCUAGUAAAAUUUUUUUAGCAUAUGCCAGACGUAGUGGCAGGUUUAUGCUCCUAGCAAAACAAGAGGAAGCAUUUUUUUUAUAAAGGUGACAAUUCAGUUUUUUCUGUUGUUGUUUUUGUAUUUGUUCUUGUUUGCUGUUUUGAAAUAAUUGGAUUUCCUUUGUUCUUCUUAAAAACAGUAAGCUUUCUUUGCAACCAUUAACUUGUACAUAGCACACGUGGCUUCAGAGCUGGUGUGCCAUAUAAACUUUAAUUUUUCUGAGCUUAAUAUAGUAUUUAAAUGUCUGUGCAAGCAGGAGAAAAAAAAGUAUAUUCUUUGUGCCUUGUAUUUUGAGGGGAGAGCUAUCAGUGUAAGCUGGUAAAGUUUUGUAUGAAGAAAACCCCGAGGGGAAAAAAAAACAAGAUGUACAGAUGGUGAGAUUAUAGGUUUUAAUGUAUUUGUUCCAGCUCUUAAAAUUUUUGAAUGUAUAUAGGAAUAUGUUGAAAAUGUAGAUAUAUGCCACAGAGUCUAUGUAUUGUAUAAAAGAUGGCUCUAGAAAACUCAAUUUCGGUACUUUGGCCGGAAGAAAACCUAUACUUGCACAUUAAUGCGAUUGUUUAUUUUUGUACCAAAGACAAAUGCAACUGAUAUGGCGAACUGCCAGUCUAAGUAAAGUUUUGCACAGCUUAUAUGAUACUGUACUGAAUGUAAAAACAAAUGAAAAAAAAAAAAGAAAAAAAAAUUACAAGGUCAGGGUUAGGGAUCUUACUGAACUGUGAAUUUUUUUUGUUUGGGUCCAAUUAUCUACAGAAGGAGCAUUCAUACAUAACGAUAUUAUUUUGCUGUUCUUGUAGUUCGCUUCCAUGGUAGAUAAGUUGGUGGCCGUCUCGGAGUCUUUAAAUCUUUUUUCUCUGCACUUACUGUAGGAGAUUUUAAUAUAUUUGGAUUUUAGUAAGCUAUUGGUAAAAUAGUUUUCAACUUUGAGAAUUUAAAGAAAUAUUUAGCUUGUUGUAGUAUACUUCCAACAAACAACCAAAAUAAAAUUAUUUUUAUUGUAAUGUGUAUAUAUGUAAAGAGAAAAAAGAGCUACAGAUAUCUAAUUCCUUAGUUGCCACUUUUCCAGUUGAUGUAUUAUUAUGCAUGUGAUGUUUCCAAGGAUCAACACAGGCUUCAAACAAAACGAGACAAAAAAAAAAAAAAAGUUUAUAGACUUUUAUAUUUUUGUACAGGUAUUUCAAAACUAGCUUCUUCAAACUUAUAUGUGACUUAUUCUUGUUAAUUCAGUAGUUUCUAUGAUUGGGAAAUAUUAACACAGUUCUUAUUUGCUCUUCUGCUAAUAAGAGUUGGCUUUGUAGUCAGUGUUAACGUACAGAUAAAAAGCUUUAGCCUUUGAUGAAAGUCCUUUAUCUCAAGGCAAGAUCAUUCUCUGGUUUCAUGGACCCCCUUUUCCUCCCCGUUCUUUCUCUCCCUAUUUAAAAAGACAGAACACUGUUUACUGAAAAUAGAAAUACCAAAUAUUUUCAAAUGUAGCUGCUGAAAAAAAUGCAAAGUCCAUGAAGGCUUUCUCCCCACUCCCUUUGGGGAAUCUCUCCACUUCGUAUCUAGUUUGUCUGUGUUUGUACUGUGAUUCCUUUUUGUUUAUAUGUAGGUUAUUUUUAUAUCUGAGCUUAUACUAUAAAAAAGUCUGUAAUAGUGCAGUGAGAGUCGCAGAUGAAGGUGGCAGUCCUGCCACAUGCUGGUGAGUGUGCACACAGCUUACUUUGUAUCUAAAUAUUUUGGAAGACUCAAAAGGGAGGAGGAGGCCAAAAUACCACUACUGAGCUGUACAGAAAGUUUUUCCUUCACGAGACUGAACAAAUACCCAGAGCAAUUUAGGCAAAACUUUGUAAAUCCACUUAAGAUUUGCAAAAUCAGAGUGGGCUUUGGGUGUUCUUAUUGCUCUCACAGUGAGGUGAGAGUCGGCUGCUGCUUUACACAGUGGGUCAGAUGUAUUCCUAUCGUAAGCAUUGCCAAUGUUACACUUAUUCCAGAGAUGCAUACUGCCCAUAAAACCCCGACAAAGAAUGUUUCUUGUGAAGAUAAGGCCACGUCUGUGCAAAGAUUUGAAUAGUCGUUCCUUUUUGAUGAACGGUGUUAGCGCACGGCUCCGACAGGAGGGCUCCUUUUGCUCUCUCAGAACCAUGUAGGCGAGGCGGCGUUUCUAAACAUUACAAGCAGUUUUGCAAUCAGGUAAAAACUUUUGUGACAAAUUGAACUGACAAGGUAUCAGAAAGCCCCUACUGCUCAGAAGUGCUGGGCAAAUAGAACUUUAUAGCUCUUUAUUUUUAUCUGAAAACCAGAAUAUGAUUUUGGUCUAGCAUUUCAAAGUAGACUUUGAAUCUUUAGUGAAUUCCAUACCCUUGCAUUUCAGUGUUUUCUAUGUAUUAUUUUAAGUUAAAGCUUUUGAAUAGUUGAGCUUUUUAAUGUUGACACUUUAUUUUGUACCUAUUUAUAUGUAUGUAUAUCUUAGAAAAGCACUUUGUUUAAAAAGGAGAAAAGAAAAAAAAAAAAAAAAAAAAAAGAAACUGCGUUUUAUAUGAUUCCUGCCACUUGCUGCUAACUCUGGGCUGGUCAGAAUGCUGCAGCGAUACUUGAUAUAAAUAAAACCUGGCAGUAAAAUGUAGAGUACAGAUAAGACCUUUUGCUGGUUUAACUUUAUCAUAAAGGUGACAUAGGCAAGCUGUGCAGCUUUACAUUUUAACCAGGGGACUCUGUGGCAUUUAAACCGUCUAGAAAUGGUUGUACUUUAAUGCCAGUAACAAUCUGCUUCCUCUAGUGUCAUUACAAUAUAUACAUUUAGUGUAUACUUAUCACAAACAAAAUCUUUUAAGGGUAUAAAAACCAACAAAUGUACAUGUUCUGUUUUUUGGCAAUUGUGGCAUGCGUUUUUGGGUGAUCUUUAGAGAAGACCAUUUUCUAAAGAUUUUCAGUGUUCAUACAUGGUAUGUGGAUCUUAAUGAAGUCCUGGAUUAUUUUUUGUUUGUUUGUUUGUUUUUGAGUGUAGGCAUUGUGAAUAUUCACUUUUAAUCCUAUAUCCAAAAACAAUUAUACAUCUUUGAUUUAACACAAACAGAAGUUCUUCCUUUUUCUGAUACACUGGAUUCUCUAGGAUUUGUUUCCAUAUUAAAAGCAUGCUGUUAUAACUGCUCUUGUUAAAAUCUUGUCAGUCUGAACUUAGGUGCCACACUUUCUGACUCGAUGGACUGCUUGUUCUACUGUACCAUGUAUGAUUCUUGUCUUUUCCUACUUUCUUCAUGAGAGAUUAUGAUGUGGCUUUAUAUUGUGCCUUACUUGUACAUCUAGAACUAAAUGUUUUUCAUUACCCUUGAACUCUUCAAGCCUAACCCCUCCAAAAGCGAAUCUGAACUGGUAAAAGCAUCCUGAAGAGAGUUUGGAUAGAUCUAUUUUUGUUUCUCUCAAUAGCAGUUAUUUUCUAUUUAUAUGGAUGACCAGUUUUUGAAUGGCCUUGCAGAAUGUGGGGGUGCUCACAGAGGGCAUUUUUGAGCCCUACACCCCUUUUUGCUAACACUUCUUUUAUGGUUUGUUGAACACACUUACUGAUAUUUGGUGAGUUCUUUUCUUGGAUGAGAGAGACUUAUUAAUAAAACUAUUAGGUGUGGGUGGGCUGGAUUUUCUUACCAUGCCAGCUGAAGCGUGAUUUCAUGAAGUUUGCAUUGCUGCAAAGUUGAUGUGAGAGUUGGGCUCAGCUGUGUUCAGUCCCUGAUCCUUUCUAGAUAGCAGACCCUUUGCCACUGUUAAAUAAAGCUGGGAAAAAGUUGAAACCAGAAAAAUCUAAAAUCUGAACGGAUGAAGGGUCUGCUAGCUGAUCUAAAAGCAACCUGGUGUCGUUUUUUUCUUUUAUCCAAAAAAGGUCCCCCCUGCCCAACAUUUAUCCAGUAUUUGCCUUCGUUAAUAAAACAGCUUAUUCAUAAAAUACAAAGAAUGGAUGUGCUUUUCUUUUUUUUUUUUCAUAAAUGAUUUAAAUAUAGCUAUUUUUUAAAGCAAGAGGCUUUAUCAGGAAAAUUUUAAAGGGUUGUAUAUAAGUUGCCUUUAACAGAAAUAGCAAAUGCAGUUCUGUUCCUCUAACUUGCUUGCUAGUCUUCCUGAAAUUCUGUUGAGGCGUAACCAGUUGUGUACUAUGAAUGUUAGGGUCUGUAUUCGGCCUUGAGACCUGAAUUUCAAGAAUGCAUCUAAUCAUUAUUUUGAAGUUGGAGGCUUCAGUUGGAAUUACCUAGUUAAGUGUGCUGCUAGAUGUGGUCUUGGCUUAUUGACACAGCCAUGCACAGAGCUGAAAUCUGUUUUGUUUUACCCCAGGGAUCGUGUGAAGUACAUUUCAGUUACUGCUUCAGUGACUGAUUCUUUUUGUAACUGUAUUAAGGGCAUUAGUACGUUGAGACAACACCACUCUUGAAUAUCUCCCAAUACAACUUGGGAUUCUUAAAUGUCGUUAAUGAAAGAUGGCACUUUUAGGCUGUAUCUUCUUUGCAAUAUACAAAAGUAUCUCUAUCUUUGUGUGAUUUGCAUUUCACAACAUGCCAUGUUGUUCCCCAGUGCUUCUCGCGUGUAGAAAAGGCGUGUGUGUGCACUGCGUGACAGCCCUCAGCCUCUCAGACAUCCGUCAACUUCCACAAGAGUAAAUGCUGGCAGUGCGUUUAUUGGCUUUCUAAUGAGCAGUGGAGCUAAAAGCAGAACCAGAACUAUCUUAAGCCACGCUGUUUUUUCAUAAAAUGAAAGGCUUUCUGGAAAACACCAGUGUUCCAAGGUUUUCCUGCGAGUAGUUGCUACUUACGUGUCUGAGUAAGUCAAAUCAUCCAUCUACAGAGGGAAAAUUUCUGUGUUGGAUUUAGCACUGACAAAAGCACAAUCCACCCGAGGAAAACCUUUCGAUUAAGAGCCGACCCCGGGAGUAGCAUUUAAUUGUACUGAUCUUUUGUAUGGUAUGGGCUCGUUUGAGUCAGCUGUGCCUCAGCACGUCUGUAAAACCUCACUGCUCGGUGUCUGUGCUCAGGUGACCCCGAGGGCUGAUGGCACCUGGGGGGAAAAGGCGUUUCCAGCAGAACAUGGCAUCCUCCAUCAUCACCGGCUUCCAAUGGGAGCUGGGAGAAACUCCAUGAAAGUCUCGUCUCUGUUAGCAAAUAAAUUCUCCUGUUAAAAGCAUGAUCUGUUCAGAGUUGCAAUGUUCGAUGUCGGUUAAUAGCUGUGCAGUUUUUAUUAUCUUUUUUUUUUUUUUUUUU
This is a messenger RNA of Phasianus colchicus (ring-necked pheasant), 10232 nucleotides long. It is a transcript of the gene CREBRF, whose product is annotated as CREB3 regulatory factor. Gene Ontology annotation, molecular function: DNA-binding transcription factor activity, RNA polymerase II-specific; RNA polymerase II transcription regulatory region sequence-specific DNA binding. NCBI's taxonomy places the organism in Eukaryota, Metazoa, Chordata, Aves, Galliformes, Phasianidae. Gene Ontology annotation, biological process: regulation of transcription by RNA polymerase II; response to unfolded protein. The record is from RefSeq and is a predicted model, not a curated record. Gene Ontology annotation, cellular component: nucleus.